AGGAGGAGGCACAGUAGAUAGAGAUUACUAAACAGAUUAGUUUGUGGUCAUAGAGCAGAGUCUUUCAUGGGGUAACAAGAAACAUCUUGCAUUAAACUGAUGCAAGAGCAAAAUAUUGCUUUAAGAGAAAACAAAAUAGUAUUUACAAAGAAAACUAAAUUUUCAGUGGGUUACAAGAGUGAUUAAGAGAUAGGUAACUGGAUUUAAAAAAGGCUACUGUUCCGAUCAUUAUAAUGAUGACAAUUUUUGGCUACAGGAAUAUUUUCAACUACAAUAACAACACUGCAUAAACCAAAAAAAAAAAAAAAACUGUCACUGACUGUGGAUGGCAGCUAUAGAUAUUCCAGUAAGAGAUGUGGGUCUAAAAGGAGCAUCUAUGCCUGUCAUUCAAGGACAAGAUGUGUGGUCCUCAAAAAUACUGCCAAAGGUCCUAAAAAGUCAUGUAUCAUGGAAACAGCUUGAGGACCAAUAUCUCUGUCUACAGAAGGAGACCACACUCCUCAAACAACAUGUUCAUAUAAUAGAACAGAACCUACAAAGGUUCUUCAGUAAAUUGUCAAAAAUGAGGAAUGGGAAUUCUUGCUUUGCUUGGGGUCAACAUUUUGAUGCUCAUGACCCUAUUGGCAAGCUGAAGAAUCGUGUACCUACUUUAGAGAUUCCACGCAUAAGACGAGGUGUACAACGAGAAGGAGAAGUCACUCAGACUACUCAAACAGCCCCGGUGCUGAGCUUCACCGAUGAUUACAAAGACCAGAAUGAAAGGCUAAAAACUGUUGAGCUGGCUAUUCAAUCCAUCAGCGAGACCUUUAAAUUCAAGGAGAAAGGACCGGAAGACCCUAUGGAAGAAAUGCACAAACAGCAAGUUGAUCUACUCAGACUAACCAUAAAAGAUAAUGUAGAUGUGAUCAGACUGAAGAAACAGCUGUCUACUGAAAGGACUGCUCUUUUGGUCAUUAAGGAUAAGUUUACAGAUCUAAAACAGGCUUAUGAGACCCAGCUGGAAGAGAGCCAGCGGUCACUACAGGAAAACCAGGAGACAUUGCUGGGAAAAGUGGGGCAGCUGAAUGAACUACUAAAAGAGGAAAAACAAAGGGCAUUGGACCUUGAAGGUCAGCUUAACAGUGCCACUAUUGCACUGCACAGCUUAGCAGAGCUUCAAGAGAGGGUCUUACACAUUGAAGGAGAGAGAAAUCUCCUGAAGAAAAGUUAUAAUGCUUUACUGCUUAGCACUCUGUCUGCCCAUAGCCACCAUAAUGAACAUGAGAAUGAAAAAGACAUUGAUAGCCAGGAAGUGGAGCCCUGGAGAGCUGAUAUGUUGGAACUGGAGAAAAAGCUGGAAAAUGAAAAAAGGGAGAGAGAAAAACUGGAGCAGGAAAACAAGAGGGUGAUGCAAGAAAAUGAUAGGAUUCAAGUGGAAAGAGCAGAAGAAAGAGCCAUGACAUCUACCCUUAUAGAAAAACAUGCCUUCCUGGAGCAAGAAGCAUUACAGUACAGACAGAAUGUGAAAUCCCUACAAGAGAGACUAGACAGAGAAUCAAAAGAUUUUCACAUAGAUGUGGAAGACCUUAGCGAAGUUCUGAUGCAAAUUAAGGCUUUUCGACUACAGCACGAGAGUUUUAAGAGGCUGACGGUCCUGGAGAGUAAUGAGAAGGUCAAGGAUCCAUCACAAGAGCUGGCUGCUCUACAAGCCUCACAUGCAGAAACCAUACUAGAGCUUCAGAAAACUCGGGAAUUGUUAGCAUUGCAGCAUAGACUCAAUAUUGACCUGCAGACUGAAAUGAAGAUAGAGAAGGAGAGAGCAGAAAGGGAAAGGGAAUGGAACAGAAGGGAGGUCAAUGAAAAAGACAAACUGUUGAAAAAUAGAUCUCUUCAUAUCAACAGUUUGAAAGCUCAGUUAAAACAUCUAACUUACCAUCCUAGAAACUACAAUCAGAUAAUAUCACAGCAAAACACAUGGAGAGGGAUGGAGAAAGGGUUACCCCAGAUGAAGGAAGGGAAUACCAUGUUGAAUCAGCUCCAGGAUGGUGAAUCCUUGCUUGAAAUCAAUCUCAUGGGAGCCACGUUCACCCCUAUGGGACUGAGACUUAUGAGAGAGCAGAGAGUUGUGGAUGCCAGUGGUCCAGACCUGGUGACAUUUUGUACCUACACAGUCCUUGACUUUGAAAUGCACUCAACCCCACUGGUUUCAGGGACACAGCCAAAUUAUGGCUUCACAUCCUGCUUUGUUCUUACUGAAAACAGCCGCACCAUGCUUGAGACUCAAGAGGUAUUCGCACAUAUUGAAGUACAUCAGUCACUAGGAGGAAUACAAUUUAUAACCCAAGGUAGAUCCAGCAUUCCCCUCAGGCAAGCAAUACUGCACAAAGGAGAAAAGGUGAAAGGGAGAGUCAACAUUACAGGAUCCAAGGGAGAGAUAAUAGGGGUCCUGGAAUUCUGGGUCCGCCUAUUCUUUGAAGAGGAGCCAAAAGAUAUUCACACAGAUUCACACACAGCUUUCUACUGGAGUCACACACAGCCUGAGCUAGAGUCUUCCACUCUACCACUCAAAGUGCAUAGUCUUGCAAAAUCACAACAACCCCUGUUUCCUGCACCAAAAUCACCACCAAGAAAACCAGGAAGCAAAUAUAUACAGCUUUCAGGUUACAACCAAAGCAAAGGGUCAUUAAACCACAAUCUUGCCUUGCCUGUUUCUGAUCACACAUCAACAAGCAACAAACAAAGGAGCUCAAGUCAUCUUUCAAUGGCUUUACAACAGGAAGACUAUGAGAAGGUAAAAGAAGAAUCACCGUCUGUACAGCUGCAAAAUCAAAUGGACAGUGAAGUUCUAAAGUCUUUGGAAUCCCUCACCACCAGUGAUAGUGAUGUUAUCAUUUCCCAGCCUCAAAAACCUAUAAAAGAGGGCUACAGACUUAAAGUUGAGAUCUUAUCACUUUUGUUUGACCCAGCCUCGAGUGUUGCUUUAGACCAAUCAGUGCAGCAAGUUUAUGUGGAGUACAGACUCUUCGGCAUACCUACUGAAACCACCGAGACGCCCACUUCUUUGCAAAAACCAACAGAGGGGGAAGAAAUACAUUUUAACUUCAGCAGAAUCAUUCACAUUGACUCAAUAGAGGCUGUUAAUCUAAAACAGUAUCUCUAUACUAUAUUGGAAAGGAGUGAUGCUGAUCAGAGCAGGUUAAAGUUCACUGUGGUAAGUGAGCCAUUGAAUGAGGAAGAAGAAUGUGUGGAUGUUGGCCAUGCCUGCUUAGACUUGCAGGAAUUACUUCUUACAGGAAAUGAUGUCACUGAAUGCCAAAUUAAUAUUGUCAGAAUGGAUCGUGAUCAGGAGGUGGUGGGGCGGCUGAGAGUUUCUUUAGAGGCUGCACAAACUUUAAAAGGAAUCUCCUGCUAGCACCCCAGCUAAGAGUGGAAAGAAAGACACAGAACAGGAAAAAAAGGAAAAGGCAAGAAAAGAGUAAUAUAUCAACAUGAGGAGACCAAAGUUGUUGAUCUUGUUUAUUUGAAAAUUAAAAAUAAAUUCUUAAGUAAUAAAUAAGUCUUAGUCUGUAUCCUAAUAAACCAGCAUUAGUGUUUAUUUAUUGAUGGAAACUUCAAAGCACUUUUAUAAGUCUCUGAAUGAAAAAACAUCCACCAAAGGCAAUGAAUGUAAUGUGUUAAUUUGUUUUAUACACAAUGUACCAAAACAGUAUCAUCCUUCAUCUCUCAUCCACUCACAGUCUCUUCAUAUCUUACCAAGCGCAAUGUAGAUGCAACAUUAUGACCUAGGAAAUGGAAGUAAGGGUACAGGCUUUUGUUACAAGUGGUAACAGACACCACAUUGAAUUGAUUGAAUAUGUAGAAUUAGCAAUAUGUGCUAAAGCCAGAGAGCAGUUUUCAGAAUAGAUGUUUUAUAUAUGUAAAAUGUAAACUGAUGGCAGUGAUAUUUUGACAAAUAUAUUACUUCCAUUUUGACCUAAAAGUGACAGUCUAAAAGGGUCAUAUAAAUGAUGUGCUUGAAAUAAGUGAAAUGUUAUAGUGCUUAGAGUCUCUUGCAAAUCUAAUGGAUAAAAUGGCAUUCGAUGUGAGUUAACUGAAAUCAAUUCUAUUGAUUUGAUGUUGGAGUCAAAAACAGUGAAAACUCACUGUUGGUGGAAUGUUAAGUAGGAGCUGAUUCUUCUAACCUCCUGAGCCAGUCAUGCUUUUUUAUAAAGACAAUUCCCAGUCAUCUGAUGACCAAAAGGCUUUUGGCUUCAGAAUCAGAAAGCAAAAAAUCUAAAAUUAUUGACAAUAUGGUACUCUCAAUGUACCUGUGGAGGGAACAUCCAAGGGGCAUUCUGCUUCACUAGAGUCCAACAGAGCCUGUUCAUAAAAAACAAGGGCUGGUAAAAGCUAUUUAUCUGUUAAAGGAGAUGUUGAUUAAUUACCAGUUUAAUUGAGUAUCUGGGCUUAAUUAGAUAAAAAUGCAGUCUAUUUUUGUUUCAUGUAAUUAUAGUAUAUAAUUACAUAAGUAUAAUUCAUACUGUAGGACAUUCAGAAAAAAAAGUCUAUUCAUAAACAGUGUGUUAUUGUGGUUUUUGUGGUUAUUUGGUGGAUAAUAGAAUAAGUCAUUCCACUUCAUUACAUAUUUAUCCCAAAAAAAAAAAAAACUUGACAGAUUACUUAAGGAUAGCGAUCUCAAUAAAAUCGAGAAAAACUGUAUGUCCUUGAUGCCUAUAGAGUACCAGUAAUUUACUAAUAAAAUAAUUCAUUUAAAUUUA
Messenger RNA from Silurus meridionalis, 4736 nucleotides. RefSeq names its product RPGR interacting protein 1 (gene rpgrip1). Gene Ontology annotation, cellular component: photoreceptor connecting cilium. Lineage: Eukaryota; Metazoa; Chordata; Actinopteri; Siluriformes; Siluridae. The transcript is spliced from 25 exons. Gene Ontology annotation, biological process: non-motile cilium assembly; retinal rod cell development. The coding region runs from base 326 to 3391 and encodes 1021 amino acids. The record is from RefSeq and is a predicted model, not a curated record.